AUGAAGUCGUUGUUGGGAGAUCAAGAAGUGUUUGAGAUUGUCCAAGAAGGUUAUGAACAGCUAGGAGCGAAUCCUACAGAAAGACAACAAACAACUUUUAAGGAUUGCAAGAAAAGAGAUUGCAAGGCAUUGUUUUACAUCCAGCAAAGUGUGGAUUCAAACAAUUUUGAAAUGAUCUCAAAGGUAUCUACAUCAAAAGAGGCAUGGGAUAUCUUGGUAAAGUAUUACACGGGUGGUGAAAAAACUAAGAAGAUUAAACAUCAAAUGCUAAGAAGAAAGUAUGAGUUACUACAAAUGGAGAAUAAUGAGAAUGUGACUGACUAUUUCAAUCGAGUGCAGACAAUCACUAAUCAGAUGAAAGCCAAUGGAGAAGUGAUGAUUGAGGUGGUGAUCAUUGAAAAGAUUAUGAGGACACUAACACAAAGAUACAAUCACAUAGUGGUGGCAAUUGAAGAAGCAAAGAAUCUUGAUACAAUGAAGUUGGAAGAUCUGCAAAGCUCUCUAAAAGCUCAUGAAUUAAGGGUAAAAGAAAGAGAUGAGGCACACACACAAACACAAACAUUGCAAGCACAAAUCAACAAGAAGUCCAAACAAAAUGGAGUAAAAAACAAGAAGUGGAAGAGCAGGUCAAGAUGGCACCAGAAACAGGAUCAAGAUGAGGAAGCUAGAGGUUCUAGAAGUCAGCAAAACAGUGAUAAUAAAAGCAAGAAACCAUAUGGCAAGAAGAAGUUUGAAAAAAUGAGGAUCCAAUGUUAUAGUUGUCAAAAGUAUGAGCAUUUUGCAGAUGAAUGCAGAUCCAAGAAAGUACAAAGGGGUGAUGGUGAAGCUCAACUGGCCCAGGCAAAAAGUUCUGACUUAGAUGAAGUGUUACUGAUGGCUUCUACAAGCAUGGAGGAUGACUAUCCAGGAUUGUGGUAUCUUGAUACAAUGUGCUCAAAUCACAUGAUUGGCCAUAAAGAUUGGUAUGUAAGUAUUGAUGAGAAGGUGGAAGGGGAAAUCAAAUUUGCAGACAACAUCACAAUAACAACUGAAGGAGUUGACAAGAUCUUGAUUCAAAUAAUGGAUGGCAAACAAUCUUUCAUAUGUGAUGUGUUAUAUGUGCCAAAUAUGAAGAACAAUCUGUUAAGCCUUGGACAAUUGCUGGAGAAAGGAUACUCUAUGAAUAUGGAGAAUGGACAAAUGAAAGUGUUUGAUAAUGCAAAGAGGCUUAUCUUGAAGGCACCACUGUCCAAGAACAGAACCUUCAAGAUUAAGAUCCAUAUCAAUGAAAAUCAGUGUCUUGCUGCAGAAAUCAGGAGGGAAGACUGGUUGUGGCACUAG
This is a messenger RNA of Cicer arietinum (chickpea), 1320 nucleotides long. RefSeq lists its product as uncharacterized. The record is from RefSeq and is a predicted model, not a curated record. Gene Ontology annotation, molecular function: zinc ion binding; nucleic acid binding. NCBI's taxonomy places the organism in Eukaryota, Viridiplantae, Streptophyta, Magnoliopsida, Fabales, Fabaceae.